This is a messenger RNA of Solanum tuberosum (potato), 432 nucleotides long. RefSeq lists its product as uncharacterized. The transcript has 2 exons. NCBI's taxonomy places the organism in Eukaryota, Viridiplantae, Streptophyta, Magnoliopsida, Solanales, Solanaceae. The record is from RefSeq and is a predicted model, not a curated record. The coding region runs from base 1 to 432 and encodes 143 amino acids.
AUGAUGCUCUGUGGGCAUAACACACUGCCUACAAAACACCAAUCGGAUCUAAAUCUGGACUGGGCAAAUACUUCAAAAGGAAGAGUAGAUCAACUCAAUGAAUUAGAAGAAUUCAGGUUCAGUGCUGAUGAAACUUCAGCUCUAUACAAAAAAAAGAUGAAAAAGUGGCAUGAUUCUAGAAUCCUUAAGAGGGAAUCCCGAGUUGGAGAUUGGAAGUUGUUGUAUAAUUCUCGACUAAGACUCUUUCCAGGAAAGCUCAAAUCCAAAUGGUCAGGUCCAUUUAGAGUAACACAGGUUUUCACAAAUGGUGCCAUUGAAGUUGAAAGUAAAGAAGGCCCUGCCUUCAAGGUGAAUCGGCAACACUUGAAGUUAUAUUUUGGAGAUUGCCAAGAAAUUUCUGUGAUUGAAGUGGUAUAUCUAGAGGAUUCUUGA